Messenger RNA from Cricetulus griseus (Chinese hamster), 771 nucleotides. The record is from RefSeq and is a predicted model, not a curated record. NCBI's taxonomy places the organism in Eukaryota, Metazoa, Chordata, Mammalia, Rodentia, Cricetidae.
AUGAUAACCCCAGGUUUCCUCAAGUUCACGCCAAAUCAACACUGGGGAUUCAAAAAGUUCAUCCAUCGAGAUUUGUUCUUGAGUCGGCUUCUCCCAGACAAUGAACUCACUGUCUUAUGCGAUGUGGACCUGGCAGUCCAAGACUCCUUCAUCAACUCCAAGGCUAGCAAGGUCCCAGGUAUCCUGGUUCCCAGGUGCACGAUGGCAGAUGACCUAGGACAGCUGUGGGAGAAUUCUGUCUUCACAGACUGCAGCCUAGUGGUAGCUGGCCAGGUAUUCGGAGCUCACAAGGCCAUCUUAGCAGCUCGCUCUCCAGUUUUCAGAGCUAUGUUUGAACAUGACAUGGAGGAGAGCAGAAAAAAACACGUUGAUAUCCUCGAUCUGGAGCCGCAAGUUUUCAAGGCCAUGAUGGAAUUCAUUUACACCGGGAAGGCACCAGACCUCCAUAGCAAGGCAGAUGCUGUCCUGGCAGCUGCUGACAAGUAUGGCCUGGAGCAUUUGAAGGUCAUGUGUGAGGAUGCCCUCUACAGGGACCUCUCUGUGGAGAAUGCAGCCCACACUCUGAUCCUAGCUGACCUCCACAGUGCAGGACAGUUGAAAACCAAGGCACUGGAUUUCAUCACAGCUCAUGCUUCUGAGGUUUCUGAGACCUCAAGCUGGAAGAAAAUGGUGGACUCCCAUCCCCACUUGUUGGCUGAAGCAUUCAGCUCCUUGGCAUCUGCUCACAGGUCUUUACUGGGGCCCCCUCCCAAAUGCUUCAAGCAAUCAUAG